CACACACCACCCCCACACCCUGCUGCUUCGAUCGAGUUGUGUGAACUGACACUGCGAUCGAUCGAGCGAACAAACAAGCGAGCGCGCGAACCCCCCCACCUUCUCCCUCUCUCCCUCCCUCUCUCUCUCUCUCUUGCUCAUCGCACAGCAGCCAUGUCGUCGCCGUCAACGACAUCCAAUCGGUGGGCAACACCAUCAAAGGCGUCACAGAACAGCCUGCUGCAGCCCACGACGACAACGAUCUCUGGGCUGUCGUCCUUGGCAUCGCCCACCUUGACAUCUGCUUCUUCCACAUCAACAGCAGCAAGAGCGACAGGGAACGCCACGGUUUCCACGCUGCUGCGUCCCAUGACAACAACAAGCUCUCCACAGCACACGACAAGCCACAUCACCCCAUCACCAACAACAAACACCCUGCGAUCAACACCAACAACAACCACAACGCCAACAGGCCAUGUGUUGCACGCAUCGCGCUACAACAACAACAACACCGCCGCCGCCACCAUCACCACAGCAGCAAGAACAUCAAAAACAACAGCAUCGACACUUCGUCUGCAAUCUGGCACACCUUCGUCGGCUUCCACAGCCACAUCCUCGAAGCUGAUGAUGCGCAGCGGUCGCAUGGGCACCACGUCGUCCACCUCCACCUCAGCCUUCGCGCUCAGCACGCGUGGGAGCGACAACGCGCCAGCAUCAUCCACGGCACUGGCCCUGGCGUCCAAUGAGCAGGCGCUGGAAACGGCGCACCUGUCACUGGAGGAUGCCGAGUUUGAGGCGUGGAAGGUGGCACAGGCGCACGCCGCAAGCCGGCUGGUGCAGCAGGCACCCUCCCUGCACCGCCUGCGGCGCCGCGCCAUCAACAACCUCAAGCUGGAGUUUGUCAAUACCGUGGCGGCGUCGCUGAUUGGCGGGCCCAACUUCAAGGAAGCCACCGACCCAACACGCCAGCACCUGCUGAGCCUCACCACGACCGUGCUGGGCGUGGACCCGGAGUUUGUGCUCAAGCUCGCCCUGUACUCGCGCCAGCACCUCAACAUCCGCACCACCAGCAACUUCUUGCUUGCUGCCGCAGCCAACUUCCCGGCCUCCCGCCGCUACCUCUGGCUGUACUUCUCCGACGCCGUGCGCCUGCCCAGCGACUGGAUCGAGGUGGCCGAGCUGUCAACGUCCCUGCACGCGCACAACCGGCACCUUGGCUUUGGCGCGCUGCCCUCGGCGCUGCGCAAGGCGAUGGCCGCCAAGUUCAGCGACUUUGACGAGUACCAGCUGGCCAAGUACAACAAGUCCAAGAAGAAAAACAGCAACAAGAAGAAAGGCGCCAGCACCGACAACAGCGCCAGCGGCAACCGCAGCCGUGUUGCUCGACGGAGGCCCCGCCGAGUCCGUAGUGCAAACACAGCAGACAGCGGCAGGAUGAGCGAUGAUGAUGAUCAUGAUGAUCAUGAUGAUGAUGGUGAUGGUGAUGGUGAUGAUGAGCGUGAAGGCGAAGAAGCGGUUGUGCGCCAGUACUCGAACCGCUCUGAUGAUGAGGAGGAGCUGGAGGCCAUGUCCUUCACCAUGAAGCAGCUCAUCCGCAAGAUCCACAUUGUGGAGCCCGCGUACCCCAUCAUGUGCAUUCUCGGCCGCAAGUACCCGAGCUCGCAGGAGGAGUUUGUGCGUUCGCGUCUGCCUGGCAAGUGGGACGAGAGCCUGGCCGGCAAGCGCAUGCGGCUGCAGGUGCCCAAGACGUGGGAGACGCAGGUGUCUCUGCGCGGGAACACGGCCGAGGUGUGGGAGGACCUGCUUGACUCGAACAAGCUGCCCUUCAUGGCCAUGCUGCGCAACUUACGCAACCUCAUCCUUGCGGGCGUCAGCGAGCGCCACCACAAGCGCGUGCUGGGCAAGCUAACAGACCCUGGCGCCAUCGCCUCCAGCCGUCAGUUUCCCUUUCGCUUCUUCUCUGCCUUUGAGGUUCUGCAUGAGCUCGUGCACCCGGAGACAGCUGCAAGCGGCCACGGUCGCGGUGGUCGUGGUGGCCGUGGUGGCCGUGGUGGCCGUGGUGGUGGACAGAAGGCGGUGAAACCAGCACCACCGGUGACGCCUGAACUGCGUGCGCUCACACAGCAGUACCACGACGCGUUGAACGUGAGCGUGAAGCUUGCCACGCAGUACAACGUGAGCCCGAUUCGCGGCACCACGCUCGUGUUUGUGGAUGUGUCGGCGGAGGCAGCAGCACUGCCGUGCACGUCUGCGCGGGGGCUGGGCAAGCCACGCAUGGUACUUGAGGUGGCGCUGCUGCUGGCACUCAUGUGCAAGAAGGCGUCGGAGGAGUGCACGCUUGUGCUGCACAGCGACGAGUGCGUGCCCUAUGUGGUGACGGUGAGCGGUCGCGAUUUCGGCAUCCUCACGCUGACGAAGCAGCUGGUGGCGGUGAGCGAGCAACUCCGCACAUUUGGUGACACACGCACGCCAACACCGGCAGGCGUGCAACAGCUGUACCGCAGCUACGGCAACAAGACGCAGGCUGCAAACGAGCGCUCUGAGCUGCACAGGGUGGCGUGUGCGUGGUCGGCAGCAAUGGCGGAGAAAAAGACGUGUGUUGGGUUCCCAUAUGCCCUGCUCGCACACCUGACAGCACACGGGCAGCGCCUGGACAACAUCCUCUUCUUUGGAGUGCACUGCACGAUGACGCGUGAGAUUGCCGACCCUCUGCUGCGCCACCGCCGCCUUCUCAAUCCGGAGCUGCUGUGUGUCAUGGUUGAUCUUGCCCAGCGGUCUGCUGGAUGUGUCACCGCCGCCGACGACGCUGGCCCGCUCUCAGAUAUCGAGCGCAAUGAUCAGCUGGAUGUGUUCCUGGCCGGCUACUCCGACGCCAUCCUCAACUACGUCGCCCAGCGCAGCGAAGCAAGGGGCGUGUUGGCGUUUGUGGAGAGCAUCGACUCUCAUCGGCGGCUGCGGGAAAAGGCCAAACCAAAAGGGAGUGGGCUCACCCGCAAGGCACGGCGCCUGCUGGCAGGAAACAAGGGCAAACACAAGUCGUCUGCGCUUGCAUCACGCGGUCACAAGAGGUCACUUGCACGCAACGCGCUGAACAACGGCAGCAGCAGCAGCCACAAUGAUGGCGCGAGCGAGGCUGGGCUGUAUGAUGACACCGUUGGCGCAGAGCCCUUGGGCCUGCUGCCCGUGCCACGCCCACCAAGCACAGGCACGUGGAGGGUUGUGCGCAUCUUUGUGUCGUCGACGUUCACGGACAUGCACGGCGAGCGCAACUACUUCACGCGGAACAUCAUGCCAGAGCUGCGGGUUCGCGCAGAUGCCCUCCGCAUCAAACUUUUCGAGGUGGACCUGCGGUGGGGCAUUACGGAGCACGAGGUGCGCGACCAGACCGCGCUCACCACCUGUCUUCGCGAAGUCGAGAGCAGCCACAUCUUCCUCGCCUUUCUUGGCAACCGGUAUGGGUGGGCGCCAGAGUCGUAUCCUGUGGACGACAGCGACGGCCGCUUUGGGUGGCUCAAGUCGUACCCGCCACAGCGCUCCAUCACGGAACUGGAGUGCCACGUUGGCGGCCUGGCGCACCCGCACGCCUCAAAGAACCGCUCGUUCUUCUGCAUUCGCAGCAGCGCCUUUCCCGAUGAGGUACCUGAUAUGUACCGGUCCAAGUUUGUGGACCACGACGAGGAACAGCGGCGCAAGCUUGAGCAGUUGAAGGAGCGCGUGCGCAGGAGUGGCCUUCCUCUUCUCGAUAACUACCGGGCAGGGUGGAAGGAGGGCGUGAGUGAUGCAUCGACCAUCCUGCCGGCUGCAGCCAACCUCCACUCGUUUGGCCAGUGGGUCUUUGACCAUCUUUGGACCCUCCUCAAGUCAAACUACAUGAUCAACCCUGAGGAUGAUGAAGAAGUGGAAGACGUGUCUGCACCACGCAACGAAUCCAAUGACAGCGACGAGGAAGACACUGAUGGUACCAACACCGACACUGACGAGACCAGCCACGAUGCCUCCUGCUCCUCCACCUCAUCGUCGAGCGAUCUGCCGUUGGAUGAGCAUCAGCUUCGGGCGCAGGCGCUUGCGGAGACGUUUGUGGGCCACGACCAAGAGUUGCAGCAGGUGCAGGCCUUUGUUGCGGACACGCACGUGCGGUCCGCACUGCACGACCAUGCAUGCCUGGUGCACAGCAAGGCCGGACUCGGCAAGUCAGCCUUCCUUGCCAAGUUCUGCGACAUGCACGCAAGCGAGCACGGGUGGGUGCAUGUGCUGCCGUUCUUCGUCGGUGCAGUCCCCGGCUCAUCCUCCUGGUCCAGUGUUCUCAGCCACCUCUGCCGUCAGCUCAAACUCCGCUUUGGCGCGUCGUCAUCAGCAACGGCACAACACGGCACCGCACACGAUGGUGACGACGAUGACGAUGACGAUGGUGAUGCUGGUGAUGGCGGCAGCGGCAACAGUGGUGGUGGUGGUGGUGGUGGUGGUGGUGCAACGCGGGCGGCCGCGCUCAAGGCAAAGCUUGAAGCGCGGCUGAAGGCAGCCAGCAAGGCCGUUCCGCCAUCUCACACGCUGGUGAUUGCCUUGGACGGCCUCAACGCGCUGUCGUCCACACCAACCGGCCGCCACGGGCGACGUGCAGCCACGGGCGCAUCCGCUACUGGCAGUGGUGCUGGUGGUGGUGCUGGUGGUGGGGGUGGGGCUUCCACGGGAGCACAGCUGCUUGAAUGGCUGCCACUGCCGCUUCCGCCCAACGUGAAGUUGGUUCUGUCGGCAACCGAGGGCCCGGUCACACGCGCGCUGCAGAGGAGGUUGGAGGCAGAGACGCGGCUUCGGUUGGCCAAGGUUGCCCUGCGUGCGCUCAGUGCACGCGACAAGGCCGCCCUGGCCCGUAGCAUCCUGCACCGCUACAGCAAGCGACUUGACGAGUCCGCCUUCAACAACCAGCUGAACGUGCUGACCAGCAAGCGCGACGCGGGCCUGCCGCUGUACUUGGAGGUGGCCUGUCAGGAGCUCCGCCUAGGCGCCUCCUUCGAAACCCUGGACGCCAAGCUUGCGUCCCUCGCCGGCACGCUGCCUGAGCUGUUUGGGCAAGUCCUUGACCGCCUGGAGCAAGAGCUUGGGCACGCCCUGGUUGCCUCCUGCAUGCGCCUGCUGCUGUGCAGCCGCGAUGGCCUCCGCGAAGGCGAUCUCCUGGCGCUGUUGCUCGAGCCGCUGCCAGCCUCCGACGCAGCUGCAUCGACGUCUGCAUCGACGUCUGCAUCGGCGUCAUCAACACCCUCAGGGCUGCUGCGCACAUCCACGUCCACCAACAAGGCGUCAUCGUUGCUGUCAACCGCAUCCCAGUGCGGUGUUGCCGCCAGUGGCGGUCAGCGGCAGUACGCGUCUGCAGCAGCCAGGCCACAGCCUGCGGCAUCGCCCCUGCUGGUGAUGAGUCUCGUGCACAACAUUGCGCCCUUCCUCACCCGCCCCUCCCGCACAGCCGCUGAUGGACAGCGCACGUUCCUGCACGCACAGCUCCGCAGCGUGUGCAUGAAGCGCUACCUGCCCGAUGGCGUGACGGGCCGCCCAGCCAAGGCCGUGCACGCCAUGCUUGCAGCGCACUACGACCGCUUGCUCCGCUCCACAACUCGCACAACGACGACCGAAGCAGGUGCACAGGGAGCACAAGGGCGAGCAGGCGCAGCAUCGAGCGUGGACGAACCAGCAUCCCUCGGACGACAGGCACACGGACAGACGCUUCAUGGUGCGUUUGGUGGCACCAGUGGCAACAACGCAGGCAGAAGUGCUCUCGCCCUGUCGUCGUCGUCACUGGCAUCCUCGUCACUUGCGCUGAGCAGCAGCCUGCGCGUGGAGCCACCGGUGACAACGCGUCACGAUGCGCAGCACGCGGGCGACAGCAAUGCCGACACUGGCGCUGGUGCCAGCGCACGGCAAACAGUAUCGGAAGUGCAAGGCCCGCUGUUCAGCAGCGAUGACGCGUGUGCGCUGCUCAACCUCCCCUACCACCACCUCCUCGGCUCCUCCGUGAGUGCUUUCAAGGACUGCGUGUCGCAGUUUGCGUUUGUGGAGGCCGCUGCGCGCAUGGGCCAGCUGCAGCAGGUGGCCACCAUGUACAGCGGCGCGUUCUUCCUGGAAACACCGCUCCCGCCAUCCACCGUCACUUCGCUUGCGAACGACACCGUGUUGGCUGAGCUGCACACGUUCGUUGCGCGGCACGCACGCUUGCUGGCCAGCUACCCACGCCUUGUGCUGCAGGCCGCUGUGAACGACCGCUCGUGCCCACACCUGCGCGCCCGCGCCAUCGCCGCCUUCCGUGACCUCGAAGCCAACGCCACCCUGGUCAAGCUGACUGCUGCCGAUGUGGAUGCGGAUGCCAGCGGCCAUCGCGGUGCUGGCACCUCCCGCACCUCAGCCUCGAGCGUGACGAUGAAGAGCUGGAAGCAAACAGGGCCAGUGCAACGCGGCACAGCCACGCGCGCAGGCGCAACGCAACGUGCGCACACCGCCGAGCAGCAGCAGCAACAACAGCAGCAACAACACCAGUGCGGGAAAGAGACCGGGAGUGAUGCGGCGCAGCUGCUGGUGCAGGCUGGGUCGCCAGCCGCUGUUGUGCCGCCAUCGCCGUUGACAGCGGAGGAUGUGCAGUCCUCGGUCGCUGCGUUUGCCAUCAGCCCCUCUGGCUGCUUUGUCGCGUGGGGGACGCCCGCUGGUGCGAUCACCGUCGCCGAUGCGCAGAGUGGGCAGCGUGUGGCCGUGCUGGAUGCGCACGGUGGCGCGGUAACGGCGCUUGCGUUCACCACCUCGGACCACGAACUGCUGUCUUGUGGAGACGACGACCGCGCGUGCAUGUGGAACGUUGCCUCGCAGGAGCGCGUGCGAACGUUCACGGGCCAUUCACGGAGGGUCACGGCAGCGACGCUGCUGUCGCAGCACCGGCUUGUGGCCACAUGCUCCUGGGACCAGACAGCCCGCCUGUUUGACGCACGCACGGGGAAGCCCACCUCCAUCCUGCGCGCCACGCAGGGCCCCGCUAACGCGCUGGCGACAACUGCGGACGAUAACACCGUGGCUGUUGGCCACUGGUCCGGCGCCGUGGUCGUCUGGGAUGUGCUGGCUGCGUCCACCACCAACGAUGCGGAACAGGCCAGGCUCACCCGCGCUCCAGAUCAAAGCAUUGCAAGCAACCGCGGCCGUGGUGGUGGUCGUGGUGGUCGUGGUGGUCGUGGUGGUCGUGGUGGCCGUGGUGGCCGUGGUGGCCGUGGUGGCCGUGGUGGUGGAAGAGGCGGUGCGUCUUCAUCAUCGUCACGGCAGGGUAAGCCGUUUGUGCUGGAACGCGCUGCACCGGGCCCAGCAGCGGUGGUGCUGAAGACAGGAUCGCCCGUGCAGGCAUUGCGGUACAACCCCCAUGGCUCCAGCCUUGCCGUGGCCUGCAAAUCCGGUGACGUGACUGUGUUUGCCAUGCCGUCCGGGAUACGCGUUGUCACGUUCAACGCGGUGCCCCAGCCCUCGGUCACACCCCUCGCCCUCAGCAUGUCUGCAGCCACGCUUGCGCUUGGCUGCUCGGACGGCGCCGUGCGCGUGCUUGAGGCGGAGCCUGGCGAGCUCUCCCUGCACCGCAGCGCGCUGGCUGGGCCCACCUCCUUUGCGCGCGCAGAUGCGACGUGCAUGUGCGUGCACCGCGACGCCGUCGUGCUUGUCGGCUAUGGCGAUGGCACCGUGGCCUCGUUUGACCUUGAAGGAAACGUGGUGCGGGCACAGCUCGUGCACGACCGCGCCGUGUCGGGCAUCUCCCCGGACACGCGCACGGACAGCGUUGUCUCGUUUGGGCAGGACCGCCGCGUGGUGCUGAUUGAGGGCGUGAUGCGAGGCGUCGACACGGCAGCGGCUCGCUCCUCCUCCUCCUCCUGGCGAACGUCCGCGCUGACGCACGACGUGGACGUGCUGUCUGCGUGUGUGCUGACGCGCAACGAGGUGGCGAUUGGCGAUGUGGACCGGCACCUGCACUUUCUGCGGCGCCAGCAGGACGGGUCGUUUGCGCGCAUGGCUGUGGCCGCGUCGCACGAGGGCGGCGUCUCUGCGCUGUGCCGGCACCCCAGCCAGCCCACGCUGUUUGCUGGCGGCUGGGACGGCAAGAUUGUGCUCGCACACACCAGCAGCGCGCACGUGCAGGAGGAAGAGGCCAACGUGCACGCGGACCGCAUCACGCAGCUGUGCGUCAACGCGAAUGGCACGCGCCUGGUGAGCACCAGCAAUGACGGCCUGGCCAAGGUCUUUGCCUACCAGCGCAAGGGCUUCCGUGACACGCCUGCAACCACCACCAACACCAACACCGCGUCUGCAGCGUCAGCAGAUGUCAAGGCGCCGCGAACAAAGCCGUACAGCCUGCGCCUGCUCGCCGUGCUGGCUGGUCACGAAGGCAUUGUCACGGAUGUGGCGUUCCUUGGUGUGCACAUCUUCACCUGCGGCAUGGAUGGCACCUACCGGUGGUGGAGCGAGGACGGUAGCCUGCUGGCCACCAAGCAGCAGCCCAUGGAGGAGUGUAUGGCCGUGGCCGCCACAAGCACGCCUGCCCGUGGCGCUCGCAGUGGUGGUGAUGAUGGUGUCGGCUUCGUGUAUGUGUGCGGCUCCGAGGGUGCGCUCAUGUGCUGGCGCCCAGACCGCUUGGCACACGUGACAGACAUGACUGCGCACACCCGCGACGUGACGUGCGUGACGCACACGAGUGAGGACCAGGUGCUGGCGGCGUCCCUGGACGGGCAGUACUCCAAGUGGCAGGAGCCAACUAACAGCAUGCUCACACUGCUGUCACGUGCCAUGCGCCUGCCGGUCGUGCGUGCAGCGGGCACGGCGCCGCCUCGCCUCGUGGAUGUGCUGGCAAUGGUGGAGCGCGCAGUGGGCGAGGACGCCAGCACCGCUUCUGCCAACAGCAGUGGCAGUGGCAUCAGCACCACCGAGAAGCGGUCCAUCCUCAGCGGUGGCUCUGGCCGCACCAGGGGCACAACAUCCACCACCUCCUCGUCUCGCCGCCACACACGCUAUGGAGCGUACAAGGGGCGUGGCGCCGUCGAUCACACGCAGCAGCUGCACAUGCUCACGCCCGUGUCGUUGCACCACCACCACAGCGCCGUUGUUGGUGUUGUGCCCGUGUCGAGCGGCGGCUCCGUGGCCAUGACGGCAGUGGAGGCUGGCGAGGUCUCGCUGCGCCUGUUCAGUGCUGCAGCUCAGGAGGCCGCGGGUGGCGUUGGCGAUGAUGACGGCGACACGCUGCCCGUCGCUGUGAAGCGCUUGCGCGUUGCUGGCGGUGCGGGUGACGGGAACAUUGUGCGCUCGCUAGUGGCGCUUGAAGUUGACGGUCAGGGCAGCAGGAGCACCGCCACCGCCACUGUAAGGAGCACUGUUGGUGGUGGCGGUGGUGCACUCACACAGAGCGGGCAGCAAGGCGCGUUGCAGCAGCAACUGCAGCAGGCCACUCGCGUGCUUGUUGUUGGCGUGCAGGAUGUUUCGCUGUUGAACGUGGCGCUGGGCAGCAGCAGCGCUGCGGAGGUGGAUGCCAAGGUGUUGGCACGUGUUGACGCGCCACACCCCAUUACGCGGGUGGUUGUGGCGCAGGCACCUCAGCGGGUCAUUGUGUGUGGCUGGUCGGGGAUGGUGCUGGUGUAUGAUGCGCAGCUGCGUGACAUGCAGCGCCCGGUCUCGUUCCGCGAUAAGCACUUUGCCGUCGACGCUGCCGUGUCCCCUGGCGGCAGCAUGGUUGCUGUGGCGUACGAACACGGGCUUGUGGACGUGUUUCGGCUGGGCUCUGCUGCCGUUGAACGGCUGGCGUCUGUGCGCGCAACAGAGUGCAACAUCAACGGGACGUGGGCCACCAACGUGGCCUGGCUCAAGCAGGGCCUGCUGCUCACCACGUCGUCCGGCGCUGUGUGCUGCUGGCGCUGCGACGAGGCUGUCGGUGGCCCGCUGCUCUCUCGCCAGUACGCCGUUGUUCACGCGCACUCGUCGCCAAUCACCGCCUGCUUUGCGCCUGCGUGUGGUGGUGGUGGUGAUGAUGAUGGCGGCGGCGUGGCGGUGGUGGUGACGGGCGAUGCGCGCGGCAUGCUGCGCGUGUGGCACUGUCGCCGUCACGGGGAGCGGACCACGCGAGACAGCGAGCUGAGCGUGCAGCCGCCCCAGCUGGUGCUGGUGGGCGCAGUUGCUGUUCCCGGCAGUGUCACUGCGUGCACCCUGUCUGCUGAUGGCACCCGCCUCCUGGUUGGAACGGCUGCGGGUGGCAUGCAUGUCUUUGACCGCUGGCUCACAGCCGGCAGUGACUGAGCGUGGCUUGUUGUGGUUGGUGGAUGGGUGGUGGUGGUGGUGGUGGUGAGAUUUGUCUCUUGCGGUGUGGAGGGUGUGGAGGGUGUGGAGGGUGUG
This is a messenger RNA of Salpingoeca rosetta, 10365 nucleotides long. RefSeq lists its product as uncharacterized. Gene Ontology annotation, cellular component: telomerase holoenzyme complex. The record is from RefSeq and is a predicted model, not a curated record. The coding region runs from base 154 to 10269 and encodes 3371 amino acids. Gene Ontology annotation, molecular function: telomerase RNA binding; protein binding; telomerase activity. NCBI's taxonomy places the organism in Eukaryota, Choanoflagellata, Craspedida, Salpingoecidae. The transcript has 7 exons. Gene Ontology annotation, biological process: telomere maintenance via recombination.